This is a messenger RNA of Xylaria bambusicola, 1933 nucleotides long. RefSeq lists its product as uncharacterized. The record is from RefSeq and is a predicted model, not a curated record. The transcript has 3 exons. Bases 404 to 1498 code for a protein of 364 amino acids. NCBI's taxonomy places the organism in Eukaryota, Fungi, Ascomycota, Sordariomycetes, Xylariales, Xylariaceae.
GCUGCAGUUGACGUCGCCUAAUGCAGUUCCGUGCUCCAGCUCCUUCCAAGAGAAAAUCAAAGGUUGGAACCUUGUUUCUCGCCCACCCAAACACAAUCUCCGUCCCCGCCACCUCUUCGCAACGCAUUCUCCUCUUCAGUUUCGACAUUGCACGAGAACUCUUAUCGUAAAUAUCAAUGUUAUAUUGGUCUCGCCUUUAAACUCCAUCGCUUUGUCGAACUUGCCCUUAUCACUGGUUAAGAUGGCGGCGAAAACUGAAGAUGGAAUAUCAGACAGCUAUCGUAACAGCUUGUCGGAUGACGAAGACCCUGCUAGGUACGAGACACCAGAGAGCUAUCAAAGAGACAUACCACAAACAGCCAUAGGCUAAAGAGGCAAUAGCAAAGAUCCUGCGAAGGAUAAGAUGGCAAAAAUCCCACCCAAGGGAAUCUUGAAACAACCGAAAGCAAAAGGCAAAGCUCGUCUUCAACCACCACAUUUGAUUGCUUAUGAUGAGGACGAGGCCCCACUGCCCAAGCCUUUUGAUAUCGACCCUAAAGGAUUAUUCAAUGACGGUUUUGAAGAGGGAUCGCGAGUAAAGAAUUUCUUCGGCGAAUAUUCUGACAUCCAGGCGGGCUUUGCCGAAUUGUUUGGAAGUGUCCCGGUGUUCAAACCGAAACCGAGACCCAAGGCAUCAGCGUCCGGGUGGGGUAGACUAUUUCGUUACGAUCCUUUCUUAUCCCUCCUGUUCAGUAUGAUUCAGGAAGCUGGGAUCAAUUUCCCUCCGCCGGAUGGGUUUUUGGAUGAGUGUAUAGGCUACGAAGUGGAUUAUAUUCGAUUGGCAUAUACACCGUAUCAACAACCUCGCCCAUUUGGCAAGACAUUGGGACUAAGACCUCAUCCAGCCCCCGUAAGAAAGGGUGCCCGCGGGAGCUAUUGGUAUGGCAUCCCAGCGAAAGAAGAGGAAAAGGAGUUUCCAAAGAAGCCCGAAAGAUGGGAUAGUUUUUGGAGCGAAGCCUCCAAGUUUCUGUUCGAUGCAAAGACCCCUAAGCGUUCGCAUAGCAAUAUGUCUAAAGAUACAAAGUCGAGCGGAGGGGAAGGCGAAUCAUCGAGGCGCAGUCCCAAGGUUUCAUUCGUAGAUCUACCAGACGACAGUUCUAUGGACUGGGAUACUAGUACUAUUGGCAACGACGAGAGAAGCGACCAAAUCGAUAACACCCAGCAACAGGCCACAGCUGAGGACGCCACAGCUCAGUGCCUAGAUCCUGAUCUUCCUUUUUACGGCCCUCUGAAUUUUGAGGAACAUUUGCAGGCAUACCUGGCGCGCCGGAGGGAGCAGGAUGAGGCCCGUGAGCAGGCGGCCCGCGACAGCAUACAGCUCAGAGGUCCCGGUCGUCACCCGAACAUGAUCACAAUAGAACAAAUGAUCCGAGAAGUGAAAAGAGAGAAGAAAUUGUACUGGCGCGCAUACCAGAAGACACGCAAGAUAUUGAGAAUGAUAUGGGAGAGACUAAAAUAGUACAUGUUCCUUAUUCAGGUUGUCCUGUUCCCAGAAAUCUUGCUCUCUGCUCGAGUUGAUCGCUAUUCCUUCUUGUCUUAAUACCUUCUAGGUCAUUUGGGACCAUGGUUGGCCGCAAACUAGACGUAUUCGCUGCAGUCAGCUAGUCGUCUAGAAAGGAGCUGAUACGUCCCCGCAACAUUUCUACUACUCUUCAUUUCUGUUUCUUGCAUGAUUUUUCAUCUCCCUCCUACCUCAACAACUUGAUGCCCGUGAGCCUGUUUGUUCAGGCUUCCACGUCAAUGAGCCAUGGUAGAAUCUUAUCCAAUAGCGUGGAUAUAAUAUCACUCGAAAGCCUUUGUUAAUAUACAUCUUGUUAUUAAAAUUGCCGUUCUCUUGCUGCUAGCUUUCUGAGUGUCAUUGUGAGAGUCCAGCUCUCACAAUCUUUUAGAUCAG